Messenger RNA from Pollicipes pollicipes, 1900 nucleotides. Its product is annotated as zinc finger Ran-binding domain-containing protein 2. NCBI's taxonomy places the organism in Eukaryota, Metazoa, Arthropoda, Thecostraca, Pollicipedomorpha, Pollicipedidae. Gene Ontology annotation, biological process: RNA processing. Gene Ontology annotation, molecular function: lipopolysaccharide binding; RNA binding. The record is from RefSeq and is a predicted model, not a curated record. The transcript has 9 exons. Bases 162 to 1091 code for a protein of 309 amino acids.
UAUCAUUGAAAUGUAUAUCUGUAGACUUUUAAACAAUUGAAAUAUUAUGCUGAAUCAGUAAUAUGGAAAGGUGCCAUUGCAUAUGGGUAUCUGUACAUUUUCAAACAAUACAAAUAAAUGCUGGAUCAACAUCAUGAAAGGCCAUUGAAUACUGGAUUGGGAUGUCUGGGAGCAGCACCCAUGGACCCUCAGAAGGGGACUGGCUGUGUACUUCAUCCAAAUGCGGCAACCUAAAUUUUGCUCGUCGGAUGUCAUGCAACCGGUGUGGUGCCAACAAACCCAAGGAUCUAGCCAGCAAGAGGAAGUUUGGUAUUGAAAUUGGAAAGGCUGCAGCAGACAAGAGCAAGGGCCUCUUCAGUGCUGAUGAUUGGCAGUGUAACAAGUGUGGCAACGUCAACUGGGCGCGCCGGUCCACCUGCAACGUGUGCAACGCGCCGAAGGUGGGCGACGUGGAGGAGCGAACCGGCUUCGGUGGCGGCUACAAUGAGCGUGACGGCGUCGAGUACAAGGAGCGCGUCGAGUCCGACGAUGAGUACGACGAGUUUGGUCGGAAAAAGAAGAAGUUUCGGACAGGCAUACCGCCGGCGCCCCGGACAGCGGAGUCGAUGUACACCAAAGGUGCGGCAAACGAGCAAGAUGAAGAAGAGAAUGACGACGACGAAGAUGACGAUGAUGAGGGGGACGAUGACCUGUCUAAAUACGAUCUAAGCGCCUGGGGCGCCGAGGAUGUCGACGCCAAGGAGACCAAGAAAGAGGAUGGAGGCAGCAGCGAUAAACGAUCGCCGUCUUCCUCUUCCUCGUCGUCGUCUACGUCGUCCUCAUCGCGGUCGAGGUCACGCUCUGGCUCCCGUUCCCGUUCCCGUUCCCGUGUUCGCUCCCGUUCCCGCUCACGCUCUCAUUCGAAGACACGGAACAACAGGUCGGGCGGCCGGCACUACUCGAGCAGCUCUCAGUCGCGCGACUCCAGCGCCACGGCGGCCUCCGUCGGCGCUGGCCGCCGCAGGUCAAGGUCGGGCUCGCGCUCACAUUCGAGGUCUCGCGGCCGCCGGCAUCGCUCGCGCAGCCGCUCCAGAUCUCCGAUCCGCCGAUGAUCGGUCGCCCCUGGGUGACAUCGCAAGGAGACUGCCAGCCAUAGGCGGCUGGGGUGAGGCACAGUGGAAGCGUCACGCAUCGUUCACCGGUAUGAUAUCACCAACGAGCUGAAAUGGACGACAUGCAAUGGGUGUGUGCCUCGUCGCUCCAUCAUUCAGGGCAUCAAAAGCAGGAAGAACCACCAGCUCGCGAUGCCGGUAUUUUCGCAGCAUGUCUGCCUGCCGAGUGCGUAAUAUCAACUGGCGGUGUCGAAAGUUCAGCAAGAAGUUCAUCGGUCAAGUCUUGCAGGCUGUAAACCACACCCCGCACUUGUGUUUGCUGCGUCGGUUUGGCAGCCGUGGUGCUGUGGGUGGCGUGCCUGUGUUCAUCUCUGAGCAGACAGACCUAGACUGGCCUGCAGGACGCGGUGUAGUGACACCGCACAGCGCUCAUCAUUGGGGCGACUCUGGCACGUCUCCUCCGUUGUUUUUUUUUUUAAUUCAAGGUCGUAAGUCCGUUGGAACAUGUAUCACCCACGUGUGAGUCGUGCUUUCCUCGUGAUCGGAAAUUGAUGUGCGCGCUUUUGUGUGACAUACUGGAAGAGCAUUUUGUAUAUAUUUGCAUUGGUUGGCUGUUUAGGCGCCUCGGACUUCGGCUGGCUUCAGCGGAUUCUGUGUUUUGAACCAGCUCAGCGAUUUUCAAAAGGGUUAGUCGUAGGUGCCCAUAGGAAACAGGUCCUCAAAUCGCCUGCCUGGCUUUGGGUACUGUCUGUCAGCCCCGAUUUUGUUUCCCGUCCUCUGGAUUGAGCAAUAAAACAAAGCAAAAUGUG